CAUUGCGGAUGGUUAAGUUUUAAAAUUUGAUGUAGAUUGAGAAAACUAAUCAAAACGUGUUAUAGCGUUUAGCUAAUAAGCAAGAGUGAAUGAAUAUAAAUACAAAUUAGUAAAGUAAAUAUGUGAAAACUGAGAGUUUAUAAACAAUGAUACUUCAAACCCUCACGUUUACAUGAAUGUCCUAUGAAGGGUGAACACAAACUUAUGUGCAUACAUAUAUAGUUUUCAGUUUGGUGGAUAGACUCAAAUUAAUUACGAAAUAAUUAAAUUAAGUCAUAAAAAAAUAAAAAUAAUAAAUACAAAAUGUGUGAACUGCUAAGGACAAGUACUUGCCUUAUUUUACUUUUUGCUGUUUUGGCCAAAAGCAAAGAUAAUUUGCGCAUUGCCUUCGAGUGGAAGGAGAUGGACUUUAAAUAUGAGAAUGCUGAGGCACGUUGGACAGCUAUUGAAAAUCACGAAUUUCGUCCAGAUAAUGUUAUACCUUUUGGGCUGGAAGUAUAUAGGACGCGAAUGUAUGUUGCGUUGCCACGUUGGCGAGAUGGUGUACCAGCGUCAUUGGCAUAUUUCGAUAUUAAUGAUAAAUCUACAAAAUCACCAUUACUCAUUCCUUUCCCUAGUUGGGAGGCACAUAAUCUUGCUGAAUCGGAUCCAGAACUUGUUUCUCCCUUCCGAAUUCGUGCUGAUCGUUGUGGCCGACUUUGGGUACUGGACUCACGUAUUGCAGGCGUUUUGGAGAAAACAACUAUAUUUGGACCUGCUCAAUUAUUAGUAUAUGAUUUACAUAAUGACAAUCUUUUGCGUCGCUAUAAAUUCCUUAACAGUCACAUAAAACAGGGUUCGUUUUUCGCAAAUUUAGCGAUAGAGGACUCGGAUUGCGAAAAUUCGUUUGCCUAUGCUGCCGAUUUGGGUGCACCUGGUCUAGUAGUUUACUCAUGGGCACAAGAUGAUUCAUGGCGCGUGCAGCACAAUUUCUUCCAUCCCGAUCCAUUAGCUGGAAAUUACAGUAUAGAUGGUAUAGAGUUUCAAUGGGAUGAUGGUUUGUACGGUUUGGCCUUAUCUAAACCUCAAGAAGAUGGUUUCGCCACACUAUACUUUCAUCCACUCAGCUCAACAACUGAGUUUUCAGUAAGUACAAGUGUACUUAGAAACAAAACGUUAGCUACGUCUGGUGAUAUCUACCAUAAGUUUAACAUUUUGGGAUCACGUGGUUCAAACGAACAAGCAGGCGCUGCAUUUAUAGAUCCACGUACCGAAGUAUUAUUUUAUACUUUACCAAAUCUAAAUGCUCUGGAUUGUUGGAGCACAACUAAUACAGAUUAUUCUGCUAAUACUCAAGGACGUGUUUACAUGAGUGCACAAGAAUUGGUAUUUCCCAGUGAAGUGAAGGUCGAUAUGGAAGACAGGCUAUGGGUACUUUCAAAUAAGUUACAAGAAUUCAUUUAUGAUGAGCUAUAUCCGGGCAGAGUCAAUUACCGCGUUUUGACAGCGAAUGUCGUGGAUGCAAUCGCAAAUACUGAAUGCGAUACCAAGUCGAAGCCACUGCCAGAAAUUGUGAAAACUGAAUUAGACACGAUACUGGACACAGUGAUAAAUUCGACGAAUGAUGUUUCAGUCUCAGGUGUGGGAGUGAGUAGUUUAAGUGGUAUCAUCGUGCUCAUAGCCGCGUGUUUGAUGGGAUUAGCAUAAUUUUUACAUUUAAUCUGAAUAGUUUUAGUCUAACUAACGUUAUUUUGUAUGUAAUGAUUAUAAUAAAUAUUUUUAAGACAAUAGUGUGUCAAACUA
Zeugodacus cucurbitae (melon fly) is the source of this 1782-nucleotide messenger RNA. RefSeq names its product protein yellow. NCBI's taxonomy places the organism in Eukaryota, Metazoa, Arthropoda, Insecta, Diptera, Tephritidae. Gene Ontology annotation, cellular component: extracellular region. The record is from RefSeq and is a predicted model, not a curated record. The coding region runs from base 304 to 1686 and encodes 460 amino acids. The transcript has 3 exons.